This is a messenger RNA of Talpa occidentalis (Iberian mole), 3796 nucleotides long. It is a transcript of the gene NAT10, whose product is annotated as N-acetyltransferase 10. The transcript has 29 exons. Lineage: Eukaryota; Metazoa; Chordata; Mammalia; Eulipotyphla; Talpidae. The coding region runs from base 77 to 3163 and encodes 1028 amino acids. The record is from RefSeq and is a predicted model, not a curated record. Gene Ontology annotation, cellular component: nucleolus; 90S preribosome. Gene Ontology annotation, molecular function: 18S rRNA cytidine N-acetyltransferase activity; ATP binding; tRNA binding. Gene Ontology annotation, biological process: rRNA acetylation involved in maturation of SSU-rRNA.
GCGGGGGCCCCACGUGCUUCCGCCUGGCUGCCGGCUGGGAGCGCGCGGACGCGGGGCGCAGUGAUAGUCUUCCAUCAUGCAUCGGAAGAAAGUAGAUAACCGGAUCCGCAUUCUCAUUGAGAAUGGGGUAGCUGAGCGGCAAAGAUCUCUAUUUGUUGUAGUUGGAGAUCGGGGAAAGGACCAGGUGGUCAUUCUUCAUCACAUGUUGUCCAAAGCAACUGUGAAGGCUCGACCUUCAGUGCUGUGGUGCUACAAGAAAGAGCUGGGCUUUAGCAGUCACAGGAAGAAAAGAAUGCGACAGCUACAGAAAAAAAUCAAGAAUGGAACAUUGAACAUAAAGCAAGAUGACCCCUUUGAACUCUUCGUAGCGGCCACAAACAUACGCUACUGCUACUACAACGAGACCCACAAGAUCCUGGGCAAUACCUUUGGCAUGUGUGUUCUCCAGGACUUUGAAGCCUUAACUCCAAACUUACUGGCCAGGACUGUAGAGACGGUAGAAGGUGGGGGACUGGUGGUUAUCCUCCUGCGGACCAUGAAUUCACUCAAGCAGCUGUACACGAUGACCAUGGAUGUGCAUUCAAGAUACAGGACCGAGGCCCAUCAGGAUGUGGUGGGAAGAUUUAACGAGAGAUUUAUUCUCUCUCUGGCCUCUUGUAAGAAGUGUCUUGUCAUCGACGACCAGCUCAGCAUCCUGCCCAUCUCCUCCCACGCUGCCAGCAUUGAGGCCCUACCUCCCCAGACCCCUGAUGAGAGUCUCGGUCCUUCAGAGCUGGAGCUGAGAGAGUUGAAGGAGAGCUUGCAGGACACCCAGCCUGUGGGCGUGCUCGUGGACUGCUGUAAGACCCUCGACCAGGCCAAGGCUGUCUUGAAAUUCAUUGAGGGGAUCUCUGAAAAGACCCUGAGGAGCACUGUUGCGCUCACAGCGGCCCGAGGAAGGGGCAAGUCUGCUGCCCUGGGGCUGGCUAUUGCCGGAGCGGUGGCUUUUGGGUACUCCAAUAUCUUUGUUACCUCCCCCAGCCCAGACAACCUCCACACUCUGUUUGAAUUUGUGUUUAAAGGAUUUGAUGCCCUGCAGUAUCAGGAGCAUCUAGAUUAUGAGAUUAUUCAGUCUCUAAAUCCAGAAUUUAACAAAGCAGUGAUCAGAGUGAAUGUUUUCCGGGAACACAGGCAGACUAUUCAGUAUAUACAUCCUGCAGAUGCUGUGAAGCUGGGCCAGGCUGAACUUGUGGUGAUUGAUGAAGCUGCCGCCAUCCCUCUCCCCCUGGUGAAAAGCCUACUGGGCCCCUACCUUGUUUUCAUGGCAUCCACCAUCAACGGUUACGAGGGCACUGGCCGGUCACUGUCCCUCAAGCUAAUCCAGCAGCUCCGCCAACAGAGUGCCCAGAGCCAGAUCAGCACCACCGCUGAGAACAAGACCACGACAACAGCCAGACUGGCCUCAGCGCGAACGCUGCACGAGGUUUCCCUGCAGGAGUCGAUCCGGUACGCACCCGGGGACGCCGUGGAGAAGUGGCUCAAUGACUUGUUGUGCCUGGAUUGCCUCAACAUCACUCGGAUAGUGUCGGGCUGCCCCUUGCCUGAAGCCUGCGAACUUUACUAUGUUAACAGAGAUACUCUCUUCUGCUACCACAAGGCCUCCGAAGUUUUCCUCCAACGGCUCAUGGCCCUCUAUGUGGCUUCUCACUACAAGAACUCUCCCAAUGAUCUUCAGAUGCUUUCUGAUGCUCCUGCCCACCAUCUCUUCUGCCUUCUGCCUCCCGUGCCCCCGACCCAGAAUGCCCUUCCUGAAGUGCUCGCUGUCAUCCAGGUGUGCCUUGAGGGGGAGAUUUCUCGACAGUCCAUCUUGAACAGCUUGUCUCGCGGCAAGAAGGCUUCGGGGGACCUGAUUCCAUGGACAGUGUCAGAGCAGUUCCAAGAUCCAGACUUUGGUGGCCUUUCAGGUGGAAGGGUCGUUCGCAUUGCUGUUCAUCCGGAUUAUCAAGGGAUGGGCUAUGGUAGCCGCGCUCUGCAGCUGCUGCAGAUGUACUAUGAGGGCAGGUUCCCUUGUCUCGAGGAAAAGGUCCUUGAGACAUCCCACGAAAUUCAUACUGUCAGCAGCGAGGCCGUCAGCUUGUUGGAAGAGGUUGUCACUCCCCGGAAAGACCUUCCUCCUUUACUCCUCAAAUUGAAUGAGAGGCCUGCUGAGCGCCUGGAUUACCUGGGUGUGUCCUAUGGCUUGACCCCCAGGCUCCUCAAGUUCUGGAAACGAGCUGGGUUUGUUCCUGUUUACCUGAGGCAGACCCCGAACGACCUGACUGGAGAACACUCGUGCAUCAUGCUGAAGAUGCUGACCAACGAGGACGAGGACGAGGCGGACCAGGGAGCCUGGCUCUCAGCCUUUUGGAAAGAUUUCCGAAGGCGCUUCCUGGCCCUACUGUCGUACCAGUUCAGCACCUUUUCUCCUCCCCUGGCUCUGAACAUCAUCCAGAACAGGAACAUCGGGAAGGCAGAGCAGCCAGCCCUGCGCCGGGAGGAGCUGGAAGCACUCUUCCUGCCCUAUGAUCUGAAGCGGCUGGAGAUGUAUUCUCGGAACAUGGUCGACUAUCACCUCAUCAUGGACAUGAUCCCGGCCAUCUCCCGGAUGUAUUUCCUCAACCAGCUGGGGGACCUGGCCUUGUCUGCUGCGCAGUCGGCUCUUCUCUUGGGGAUUGGCCUGCAGCAUAAAUCUGUGGACCAGCUGGAAAAGGAAAUUGAGCUGCCGUCGGGACAGUUAAUGGGACUUUUCAACCGGGUCAUCCGCAAAGUGGUGAAGCUAUUUAAUGAAGUACAGGAAAAGGCCAUCGAGGAGCAGAUGGUGGCAGUGAAGGAUGUGGUGAUGGAGCCCACGAUGAAGACCCUGAGUGAUGACCUGGAUGAAGCAGCGAAGGAAUUCCAGGAGAAACACAAGAAAGAAGUGGGGAAGCUGAAGGACAUGGACCUCUCUCAAUACAUAAUCCGUGGGGAUGAUGAGGAGUGGAAUGAAGCUUUGAAUAAAGCUGGGCAGAAUGCCUCGAUCGUCAGCCUCAAAAGUGACAAGAAAAGGAAGUUGGAAGCCAAAAAUGAACCCAAACAGAACAAAAAGUUAAAGAAAAACAGAGAGAUGAAAAGCAGAAAAGAUAUGAAACUGAAGCGGAAGAAAUAGCGAGAGAAACUUGGACCUUGGCGCUGACUUAUAAGGAGCCACUCUGCCUUUCUGAACUGUCUCUGCUGGACUGGCCAGCAGCCUGGCCUGUUAAAAGCAACAAGAACCCCAUCAAACCCAGGAGCUGGCCGGGAAUUCAGUCUCUGGGCCAAGCUGGCUUGAAGGCAGUGUCCCUUCUGAAUGAGUCUGCUUGGAACUUGAUAUUUGGGCAAACCUCUGGCACUGCUGAGGGGCUGCCUCUUCCCAGUCCAGACGCUCCUUUCCCAUGAGUUCAUAUUUUCCUUUGGGCCCAGCUUUUUUGGUUCCUUGGGGAAGCCAUGCUGACAGGAGUCUGUUGGGGCAACCGUGGACCUUUGCUCAUGGGCUUGUCCUACACCCUGAGGCCUGGGGCAGCAGGAGUCUAGUCAGGCUGCCAUGCUGGGAUUGGCAUUGCUUAUUCCAUCCCACUCCUGGCUCCUGUGGGCCUGCCGCCUCACUGUCCCAUAAAACCACAGCUCUGGACUCGGGAGAGAUGACGUCUGAGUUCUCUAAAUUUAUUAUUCCAUUUGGGAAAAAAUGUUGGGAAAGUCUUUUGCUAGCAGGGGCAAGAGACGGCUAGAGACUCUAUUUUUAAUAAAUAAUCUAGAAAAGACC